Molecule: messenger RNA, 1461 nt
Organism: Tilletiopsis washingtonensis
Lineage: Eukaryota; Fungi; Basidiomycota; Exobasidiomycetes; Entylomatales
Product: putative adenylosuccinate lyase
Exons: 6
Coding region: 13-1461 (482 amino acids)
Biological process (GO): 'de novo' AMP biosynthetic process
Cellular component (GO): cytosol
Molecular function (GO): (S)-2-(5-amino-1-(5-phospho-D-ribosyl)imidazole-4-carboxamido) succinate lyase (fumarate-forming) activity; N6-(1,2-dicarboxyethyl)AMP AMP-lyase (fumarate-forming) activity
Source: RefSeq, a predicted model, not a curated record
AACACGGCAACGAUGGCGUCGUUUGACUCGUGGCAGUCGCCGCUGGCAGGCCGCUAUGCCUCCAAGGAGAUGUCGGCCAUCUUCUCAAACGGCACGCGCUUCAGCACCUGGCGUGCCCUCUGGCUCAACCUCGCCAUUGCGGAGAAGGAGCUGGGCCUGCCCAUUCCCGACGCCGCCAUCGCAGAGAUGCGUGCCAACCUGCUGCUCGACGAGGCACAGAUGCAGGCGGCGGCCCAGGAGGAGAAGAAGCGCAGACACGACGUCAUGGCCCACGUGCACGUCUUUGGCUCCGUCUGCCCCACGGCCGCGCCGUUCAUUCACCUCGGCGCGACGUCCUGCUACGUCACCGACAAUGCGGACCUGAUCUUCCUGCGGCGCGCCAUGGAUCUGCUGCUGCCCAAGCUGGCCCUCGUGAUUGAGCGGCUGGCCGUGUUUGCGGACAAGUACAAGGCACUGCCCACGCUCGGCUUUACGCACAUGCAGCCGGCACAGCUGACGACGGUGGGAAAGAGAGCGACGCUGUGGAUCCAGGAGCUGCUGUGGGAUCUGCGCAACAUGAAGCGCGCGCGCGACGACUUGGGCUUCCGCGGCGUCAAGGGCACGACUGGCACGCAAGCCUCCUUCCUCUCCCUCUUCGAUGGCGACCACGACAAGGUGGAGGCGCUGGAUGAGCGCGUGACUGCCCUCUUCGACUUUCCCUACGCCAUGCCCGUCACGGGCCAGACGUACUCGCGCAAGAUCGACAUUGACGUCUUGGCGCCGCUCGUCUCCUUUUCCGCCAGUGCGGCAAAGAUGGCGACGGACAUUCGCCUGCUCUGCCAUCUCAAGGAGAUUGAGGAGCCGUUUGAGAAGGACCAGAUUGGCUCGUCGGCCAUGGCGUACAAGCGCAACCCGAUGCGCUCGGAGCGCGUCUGCUCCCUGGCGCGCUGGCUCGGCAACAUCUACGGCAAUGCGCGCGAGACGGCCAGUGUGCAGUGGAUGGAGCGGACACUGGAUGACUCGGCGAACCGCCGUCUCUCGAUUCCCGAGGCCUUCCUGACUGCCGACGUGCUCCUGACGCUGCUGCAGAACAUCAGCGAGGGCCUCGUCGUGUACCCGGCCAUCAUUGCGCGGCGCAUUGCCGGCGAGCUGCCGUUCAUGGCGACGGAGAACAUCAUCAUGGCCAUGGUGCGCGCCGGCGGCGACCGGCAGGUGUGCCACGAGAAGAUUCGCGUCCUCUCGCACCAGGCGGCCCAGGUCGUCAAGGAGCAGGGCGGCGAGAACGACCUCAUCGAGCGCGUGCGCAGCGAGCCGUACUUUGCGCCCAUCGUGCCGCGCCUCGCCGAGCUGCUCGACCCAAAGAGCUUCACCGGACGCGCGGAACAGCAGGUCGACAGCUUCCUGCGAAAGUGGGUCAACCCCGCCCUCGAGCCGUACCGCCAGGGCUUCGCGGGCGCAGCAAAGGCAGAUCUGGCCGUCUAA